Pocillopora meandrina is the source of this 4641-nucleotide messenger RNA. The record is from the annotation of a GenBank genome assembly. NCBI's taxonomy places the organism in Eukaryota, Metazoa, Cnidaria, Anthozoa, Scleractinia, Pocilloporidae.
AUGCAUAAAAACAGACAAUGUUUAAAAUUUUUGCAAUAUUUUUCAGCUGAACUUCACAAGCAAGCCACUGUUGACUGUGAUUUCGACCAAAUGUUAGUUCACAUAGAAAAAUCCCUGAUACCAGAGUUUAAAAUGAGUGACGUGCGCUUAUUAGAUCCUAACUGUCAGCCAACAAAAUUCGAGAACAGCAGUCACAUGACCAUUUCUGCACCGUUGAUUGGCUGUGGUACCACGUUAGAGCAUACGAAAGACAGUCUAAUUUACAGAAAUAUGGUCAAGGAUGCUCGGGUGACUCAGUCUAUUAUCAGCCGAUUACAGGUUUGUUUUUUUUCGUUUGUUUUUAAGUUCAGAUAGUUUGACUCUUCAACUCCCAGAAGUGAUUAACAGGUAAAUUCUUCCUAUAGUACCCAUAUAUCCGCUAUGAAGCAAACAGGUAAUUAGAGUACUCAAACAUGUUAGGUAGAAGAUGUUAUCUUGAUCUAAUACCAAAGUAUUGUAAAUGAUUUACAGGGAAAUUUGUAGCAGCUAGAGGGGAGAAUUGACGAUCAGUUGUUGGGAGUUUAAAGGUUGAGUGUUUAUCGGGUACAAUUUUUGAGGGGACACCUCGCGGUAAAUUUCGUUUGAUAUUCGUUACUAAAAAACUACUUAUGAGUGUUACUAAGAUAUUAUGUGCAUGUAAUGCUGAUAACUGUUGUAUUAUCUCUAGUAGAACUACAUUUCACAAAAAAUACUACUUUUCACGAUCUUAUCUUGUACUUGGUUAAUUCGUUUCCAUUUCCUUAUUAUCUUUUUUCUCAGGACUUAGAGAUUCCAUUUGAGUGUACUUAUCCAAACCAGGCUGAAGCCUCACUGAUUCAGAUGAACAUCACAAACGCCAAAGUCAUUUUCCUGGCACCUGACGAUGGUUCUGGAAUGUUUGAUCUGGAUCUGAAUAUUUAUAAGGUACGGAUGAAAGGACAAGGAGAUUAUGUGGUGCGAAGGGAUGCACUGAUAUAUCAGAGUGCAUGAGCAUUCACUGUCAACUUGUAUUCGCAGUGAUAAUGUGCCUAAAAAACAUUACGCGCUUCUGAUUGGCUGAAAACGAGUGCAUUCUCAUGUAAUACGAGUGCAAAGUUGUAACGUGAGUUCAAGUUACAAAUAGCGUCUUUACUUUUUGUGCGAUGUUUUUCAUGUACAUUAUUAACAAGACAUUGCUUGCAAUUUGGUGCCCUACGGGCUCGUGAAAUUUUGUUGUCUUUGAAAAAUUUACUCGUCUUAUUUAAACCAAACUGGACUCGAAAUCAUGUUAUUAUCUAAUUACCUAUACACAGUACAUUAGCUACUACAACGCGAAGCUAAUAUCAAUGCGACUAAAUUAUGUUGUUGUGUGUGGAGUAUUCCAAGGAUCGCCCCUCGUUGACAGUCAAUGUUCCAUACUCUCUCCUUUAUACUUUGUUAGCGACGACUGCUCCUCCUUCGUUACCCCUAAAUACCGUGUGAUCCCCCAAAAAUCAUCCGACUCCCUUCCAUGCGAUAAUUUAAGACUAGCCCCUGUUCCUCCAUCAUUGUAGUGUACUCUCUUCACUCUACCUUUGAUUUCAUCCAAUCCUUAGUAACACCUCUGAUGAUAGCGUUUUUACGUGCUUUGUUUCACAAUGCAGAGCGUAGACUAUGAUGAAGAGUACAGUAGUUUUCCACUGGCGGUUACACUGCAACAGCGACUUUACUUACAAGUAUCAGUAGACACGCCUGACACGCGGUUGGGUAUCGUCGCAGACACGUGCUACGCCACGCCUAUAAACAGUAUUUCUAAGAAAAUCAAGUAUGACAUCAUCGUUGACGGGUAAGUAUCAAUGAUUGUUGCUGCCCAUCAAUCGACUAUUGGUUCAUACGUCAGCGUGCGUUCAUCGAGAUAUGAGGCACGCGGGAAGUUUGGAGAGCACGAAAGAUGCGUAAGAGUUGCUCGAGGCGUAGCCGAGAGCAAGUCUAGCUUCUUGGGUACUCUCUAAACUUCCCGCGUGCUUUAUAUCUCGGUAAACGCACAGCUGACGUAUGAACCAACUGUUUUUUAACAUUUUCAACCCGAUGGUUUAAAUGUUGUAAAAGGGUUAAUAUUCCCUCUGCUACGCUUGAGCGCGUUGAUAAUUUUGUUUCAGGAAAACAUUUCGCUACGCUGUAAACGAUCUUGUCUUAGAUUGGUCAAAAAACUGACUGGUGAAUUCAUGCGUGUAAAUGAACUUUAUUUUCUGAUUGAAUACAAAAUUCUCUUAUCCAAAAGAAAAACAAAGAUACUAUUUCAUUGGCUGACGUCAUGAGCGUGCACAAUAGGAAUAUAAAGCACGCUCACGCAAUUGAAUUUGAUUAGACAAAUUUACUAGCUAUGUUAUAAACCAAUUUGAAUGAUAGAUCCCUGAACAAUUAAGUAUGUAAGAAUUCCAAAGGGUCAAUUAUGUGGGCUUUGGUUGAUUACCAAACCUCCCUCUUCUCUCUGGGCAAGCGGACUCAGUUGUGCUGAAGUGGGGGUGAGGGGCAAAAAGCUGUUAUAUCUGAGGCUAUCAAUGGAGUGUUUCUUGAAUUUAUCAUUCCUGUGUGCCGUUAGAGUAGAUUUCAAUUGAGUGCUGACAAUAAUUGGUUUCGCUUUAUUUCGCAUUGUGAUUGGUCCAGAAACCAUGCGCCACUGUGUCAACCAAUCAGAUGCAAAACUAAAACUGAUCACGACUUGGUCGCCCAUAUUUUCCCGUGCUUUAGGCAGUUUGUUUGGUUUUACUUUGAGUUCUCAUUGGCUCUUUAAGUUAUUUUCCUUUGUUCUGAUUGGUUGUUGUGAUUUUUUUGGUGUAGAUUUUACAACACUCUGUCGAGAAGCGCUCUAUUGCGACUUUCGGCUCUGAUACACUAUUUUUUACAAUUAAGGUGUCCAAAAGACGAGACCGUGAGAUUUCACAGCGGCCCUCCCACCACGCAACGUUUUAGCAUAGAAGCUUUUAAGUUCAUGAAUGGCCAGGUCGUGCCGUACGUUUACAUUCACUGUGAAGUCGUCCUAUGUAACCUGACAGAUGGCAAGCCCAGCUGCAUGCAGAAAUGUGACCCUCAUGUGAAUACUAGACUGAGGAGGGAGGUCAAUACAGAUUAUUACGACCUGGAGAAAGGGCCAAUAAUAAUUCUAAGGGAUCCUGAGGAUAAUUUUGAACCAGAGAAUGCGGAAGAAUUUCGAGAAAAUCAAGGUAUGAGUGACGCUAGUGAGAAAGAAAGUGAAAGGUGAACCUGGCGGGGGUUUUGGUCCAGGCAUACCUAGAGAAAAGUUGGUAGGAAUUUCCUAAAUUAAAAAAGGCAAGACGGACUCUAGUGAGAAAGAAGGUGAAAGAUUAAUUCAGCUUAAGGCCUUAUGGUCCUUUAGGUGAGGUACUGUCCAGCUUUGCGAGAGUAAAGCUACUUGGAAUGUCUUAAUUAUAUAUGGUGAAAUUGGGUUCAUGCUUGCUAAUGGCGGCGGACAAGACGUCGUGAUUACUUUAAUUUACUUCAGACUAAAAGAUUGGGCUAAAAUGUUCGACCAUAUCAAAAUUUUAUCUUUGUCUUAUUGAGAGAUAUGUUUCUUCCGUCUUUUCACGAGCGUGGGAUAAGGAAAAAAAUUCUGAGUCCCCAUGAGGUCUCCUAAUGUCUGAGGUUUGUUUCCUCAUGGGGACUCAGAAUUUUUUCUUGUCCCACGAUCGUGACAAGACGAUUAAACACAUCUUUCUCGAUUUCUUUUCCGAGUUCAAAACUUACCAUCUUUCUUAUUCUAUUUACAAAAUAUAUCGUUAUUGUUUUCCAGAUCAUGGAUCGAAAAACAUGACCAAAUGGUUGUUCGUUGUCAUGGGAUGCGUCUGUGCAAUGUGCUUUGGAGCUGUACUCCACACCAUGAAAGAAGUCAAACAGGCGAAGUAAUUAAAAGUUAAAAAUUUUAAAAGCGUUUACCUUAAAUUACUCAAUAAUGAAUGGAGAACAUGUUAAAGAAGAAGAGCACUGAAUAAAUAUACUUUUUAACAUAUGAUGGGCCGUUGGAGAAGCAAUUUCAGUUAACAUUUGAUCGAUAUAAAUGAUACACGAACUUCUGCCCGGAUUGUUUCAGCUGGAUGUGGAGAUAUGCUUUUUUCCUGUCAAGUUUACAUACAAAAAUAUAUAUUCUCAUGCUGUAGCGAGAGCGUUUAGAAAACUCAGGCCAAGUAGUGUAACAUGUACUGAAAACGAUCACUUUUCUCAAACGUCUGACGCCAGAUGAUUACGUGAUCUCUGGCUCAACGCGGGCUAAGGUCACUUUCCCCAGAGCUAAGGCAAAACAUUUACUUCAACUUUGAUCGCACUUUAGUUUAACGUGAUAUUGCUGAAAACGAUUCAAAACAGAGGGUGAACGGAAAACGUGUUAGUCUCGACGAAGUCUAAUAUAGUACUGAACUAGUCAAUCGUGUAUCGCUUCUUGUUACCUCAUGCGAGUGAAAAAUUUUCCCUAGGGAGACCAAAUAGGAUUUUUCAACCAUAUUGUUUUAUCUCUAAACAGGUAAAUACCUAUUUAUAAACCAUGCUAUCUUUCGAGUGUACCUCAAUUUUGGUAUACAAUUACUUACAAAAAUUGGCACUCCAAUAUGAUGAUAAAAAUGGCUUUAUAUUUAAAAUAAAUAAAGAUAGGGU